AUGAGGACUUUCAUUGUAUUCGCCCUGUUCGCCGUUGUGGCUGUGUCCGCACGUCCCGACAGUACCUACACUGACAAGUACGAUAGCGUGGAUCUAGACCAGAUCCUCAGCAAUGAGAGACUUCUAAUCCCAUACCUCAAGUGCAUCCUGGACCAGGGCAAGUGCUCACCUGAUGGAAAGGAAUUAAAAGCCCAUAUCAAAGAGGCCUUAGAAGAGAACUGCGCUAAAUGUACCGGCACACAGAAGUCUGGAACCAGGCGCGUGAUUGGACAUCUGAUCAACAAGCAAGCCACCUACUGGGACCAGCUGAAGGCCAAAUACGACCCUGAACACAAGUUCGUGCUCAAGUACGAAGCGGAUUUACGCACAGUAGCUGCUCAUUAA
This is a messenger RNA of Pieris macdunnoughi, 384 nucleotides long. The record is from the annotation of a GenBank genome assembly. Lineage: Eukaryota; Metazoa; Arthropoda; Insecta; Lepidoptera; Pieridae.